Messenger RNA from Mesocricetus auratus (golden hamster), 2837 nucleotides. Its product is annotated as sentrin-specific protease 2-like. Bases 335 to 1846 code for a protein of 503 amino acids. NCBI's taxonomy places the organism in Eukaryota, Metazoa, Chordata, Mammalia, Rodentia, Cricetidae. Gene Ontology annotation, cellular component: nucleus. Gene Ontology annotation, molecular function: deSUMOylase activity. Gene Ontology annotation, biological process: protein desumoylation. The transcript has a single exon. The record is from RefSeq and is a predicted model, not a curated record.
UUAGCUGGUUACUGUGCUGUGGCGGGACCCUUUUAAGGAAGAAGUCCUAGAACCCCACGGGGUUUCCCACAGUGGACCCUGGUGAACUGCCAACAUUUGAUUAUUCACCAAUCGGUUGCCGACGUUGCCAGCUCAAUUGACUUUAUACUCCGACUGACUUACCCUGACAUCCAAAGUCAACUCUGUUUAUAAAGAAAAGCAAUUCUGAGCUCUUCAUCCUGUGGCCUGAUAGGUUUCCGAUCUUGAACCAACUUGCGGAUUAUACACUUACUGAAUAAGUGAUUCUCCGGACAUCAGAGUCGCAUCCAGCAAAGACAAUUCAAGCAGUGAUUCCAUGUGGAAACCUGAACGGUGUGGAAUGGAGAUGAAGCCUGAAGCUUCCGGACAAGGUCGGAAAAGGAAAAACCAGGAUGAGUUGGGGAGGGAGAUGGUGCCUGAAGCUUUGGAACAAGGCAAAAAACCGAGAUACCAGGAUGAAGGUGGAACGAAUUUGGAGUUUGAAGAGCCCAGAAAGGCUCAGAAGAGGGUAUCUCAGGAACAGCGAGAUCUAGAGCUUCUGAGUGAACAACCAAGCAAAGAGCAGAUACAGGAACGUGGGGAAGAGAGUUCAAGACAACUAAAGCCCCUAGAGUGGGCCAAAGGUCCACAGGAGCAGGUUGUAACUGGGAAAAAGUCUGCUGAUGGUGGCAAGGGUCGCAAGCGGCCCUAUUGCGUCAUGGAAGAAUAUGAUCAACCCCACCAAAGGAAAAAGUACCAAAAGUUACAGCAGGUCUUUCAACCCAGUGAUCAUGUGAACUCUGACCCACACAGCACUCACACAACCCAUAUGGAUACCUUGAGGGUCAAAGGUUGUGUGGAAGGGCACAGUCGUGGAUCCGGAACAACUCAGCGUGAUCCAAAACAAUCUACUGUUGCUGCUGCAACAGAAUGUCUCUCACCAGACAAGAGAGAAAAGCCGUGUUCUGAGAAAUCUUCUGAAACGCAGAAGAAAGAUGAAGUAAACCUUGAAGGAAGAAAGGGGCACCACUUGGAGCCUGACUUACUAGGAGCACAGACUCCAUUUUCCCUGCAUAGUGGCGGCAGUAGGUUACUCCCCAACAAGAUGCCAGAAUUCACAGCAAAGAAAAUGCAUGUUGCAGACCAGGAAAAGGGCAGAGGAAUGGAGGAAGUCCUUGAUGUUACAGAGGACAUGGAAAAAGAAAUCAAGAACGCACUAGGUCCAGGGCCCCAAGAGGAAAUCUUGAGUAGAGCAUUCAAAUUGCAAAUUACUAGAGGAGAUAUCCAGACACUAGGGAAUGGUCAAUGGCUCAAUGAUGAGAUUAUCAAUUUUUAUAUGAAUCUUCUGGUUAAGAGAAAUGAAAAUCAAGGCUACCCAGCUCUUCACGUGUUUAGCACUUUUUUUUACCCCAAACUAAACCAUGGCGGCUAUAGUUCUGUUAAAAGAUGGACUCGAGGAAUGAAUCUUUUUGAAAAAGAAAUUGUUCUAGUGCCUAUUCACCAGAAGGUACAUUGGAGCCUGAUAGUAAUCGACCUAAGAAAGCAGAGUAUCGUAUACUUCGAUUCAAUGGGACAGACAGGGCAGAAUAUUUGUGAGACCAUCUUCCAAUAUUUACAAAACGAAAGCAAAACUCGAAGGAACAUAGAGCUAGACCCUUCUGAGUGGAAGCAAUACAGUGUGACAUCAGAAGAGAUUCCUCAACAGCUGAAUGGGAGUGACUGUGGAAUGUUUACUUGUAAAUAUGCAGAUUACAUUUCUAAAGACCAGCCUGUAACCUUUUCUCAGCAACACAUGCCCAUCUUUAGGAAGAGGAUGGUGUGGGAAAUUCUGCAUAGUCACUUACUGUAACAACAUCCACCUGGUUGCUAUGGCAACCCUGCGCUUUUUCCAUCAAUGUUUCUAUAUACCUCAAGCAAGAUGGUUGAAAAUAUUUAAAACAGAUACUGAGCUAUCUGACAUAGAUAAAGCUCACUCUUCAAUGUAGUCCUAACUUGGGGAGUCCUGCCCAAUGCCAUCUAUAGGAUGCAAGUAACUACUACAAGCUUAGAAACUGCUGUUCAACCCACACAAGAACACAUCUUCAAAAAUAUUGUUUUAAUGCUAGAUUUAGUUUAUGAAUUUAGUUGUGAAUCUUCUUGUCCCACCCCAAUGACUGUUUAUGUUUUCAUUAACUUGUUUGCCAACCUUGGCAGUUGUGAUUUUUCAAUAAUCUGUAAUUAUCAAUUCUAUUCCUUGUUUGAACUGUUUCUUCUUGAAAAGAAUGCCUGUCACAGUGUCAUUCCCUGCAGAAGACCAGGAGGGGCAUCAGCAGGAAGAGGAAAGAAGUGUUGACAAGCAUCUCUAACGCUGGAGUUGUAUUUGUUUAAUUGAAGCUGUGUGUGUGUGUGUGUGUGUGUGUGUGUGUGUGUGUAUGUGUGUUAUGUAUUUCUAAAGCUUGAAAAUAGUACAAGACAGGAAAGUGAAUUACACGGACUGAUGCUUUUAUGACUCAUCAUACUCUAUGGGACUUGCUGAGGAUGUAGAACUGUGGCCAAGCUACUGAUUACCUGUUGGGACUGUUAAGAAAAGCAUCGUGGUUAUUUAAAGACACAUUCUUUCCCUGAAUUAAGGAGACCUUUUUUUGUUUUGGAAGUUGAUUAACUGUAAUGGUCAAUAUCCAUUUUUAUCCCAGUCUCAUUGAAUCUAAACCUCAGCUUUGCUAGGGCUAUACUGAAUUAUUUGAAAAGUUUUAUUCAAUUUAAAGUUAAAUUUUUUUACUUAAUUCAUUAGAGUAAUAUUGCUAUAUCCCAUUGUAGAAGUGGAGAUUUCAUAUUUAGGAUUGAUAUUGCUAAUUAUACAA